Paramecium sonneborni is the source of this 1015-nucleotide messenger RNA. The record is from the annotation of a GenBank genome assembly. NCBI's taxonomy places the organism in Eukaryota, Ciliophora, Oligohymenophorea, Peniculida, Parameciidae.
AUGAUAAAUAAAAUCAAAGAAUACUUAUUGAAUACACAGCCCGUUGUUAAUGCAUUAAAAGAUCUUAAUAUAUAUUCAAAUGAUAAUUAAUUUCAAUCUCAAUAAAUGAUUUCAAAUAGAUUAAGAUCUUUUUUUGAAAAUUAACAAAGUAAGGUAUGGUUAGUAAACAAUAAUUUAAGAAGAAGUUUUUGAAGUAAUUGUUUGAAGUGGUAUAAAAGGAAAGUGGAGAAGAAGGGAAUUUGUAGAGAAAAUUUAAAAUUUUAUUAUUGCUUCACAUAAUCUUAAGUUCAUAGGUAGGACGUUCAGAAUUAGCAAGAAUCUUAAUUUCAAAAUAAUUGUUCAUAAAAACUGAAAAUACAAUAACUUCUAAAAUGGAUUAAGUGUGUCAACUCUAUUAUAAUUAUUUAUAUAAAUUGGCAUCUUAAGCUACAUUUAUAAAUGAAGAAGUAAUGGAUGGAGAUUUGCUAAUAUAUUUUACACUAUCAAAUUAAUGUUAUAUAGGAAUGAGUAUGUAAAAGAGUGUUGAAAGUAUAGAUUAAUUUGUAUCUAAUCCAUUAUUGGGACAUGUGAUAAGGUUUAUCUAUUAUGAUUUACAAGAUAUUUUUAUAUUCAUUUUGAAAGACAUAAAGAGUUUAAUUGAAAGUAGAGAGUAUAUCAAAUAUAAAAGAGAGUAAAUGUUAGAAUUAUACAAAGAAGUAAUGUAAAAUAUAUUAUUAAACUGCAGUGUUAAAUUCUAUAGAAAAAAAUGUUGAAUUUUUAUUGUUUUAAUAGACAUUUUGAACAUUUUUAAUAGAUAAUGCCUCCCUAUUCUCUUCCAAUAAAUCAAGAAUCAAUAAAUUAAUUAUUAAAUAGUACACCAAAGAUGCAUUCAUUAUAGUAAAUAGAAAAUAAGUAGGGAAAUCAAAUAAAAUGUAAUUAGCCAUAAACAUCAAAACAAAAGACAUCAAUAAAAUUUGAAUUUGAAGAGAAGAAAAGAAAAUAAUCAGAUUCAACAUAAUUUUCAUUUUCAAAUUGA